This is a messenger RNA of Pichia membranifaciens NRRL Y-2026, 1705 nucleotides long. RefSeq lists its product as hypothetical. Bases 172 to 1647 code for a protein of 491 amino acids. Gene Ontology annotation, molecular function: zinc ion binding; ubiquitin protein ligase activity. NCBI's taxonomy places the organism in Eukaryota, Fungi, Ascomycota, Pichiomycetes, Pichiales, Pichiaceae. The transcript has a single exon. Gene Ontology annotation, biological process: ubiquitin-dependent protein catabolic process. The record is from RefSeq and is a predicted model, not a curated record.
AAACGAGCCUCCAGUGCCACGGCUCGCUCGGCCGGGUCAGAAGGGGAGAAGGAGGAAAAGGGGAACGGGGCCCAGCUAGGCUCACCUGUGAUGUGACCUUUGAUAUCGCCUUCUCUGUUCAUAUCUCUGCUCAGUCCGGGUUACGGGGCUAGGAAUACUAUCCCUGAGAGCAUGUCCGACCGUAGAAGUAGUCGUUCUGUAUUCCGCCCCAUUCGGGACAGGUUUGUUAACGCAUGGCAUCACCAUGUUUCGAAAAAGUAUCCGCAGGAAGCUAGUAUUCGCAACCCAUACUCACGGACACAUGCCGACGUGUCUGUCAUCCCGCCGGCGGUGGAAAGCGAACUCAGACACAUGUUCCCGCUAACCACUGACAACAGUUGGGAGCCCCCGGUGUUUAACGAGAGCUUCCACCGCAGCGCCACUUACGAUGCCAGCUCGGCCAUGAUAUGCCCCUUUCCAUACCCGUACACGGGGCCUUACCCCUGUCAUAAUCCUAACCCGGACUUCAGGUUCACAACCUCGGACACCGUGUUUGACUCCGCCUACUUCUUGUCUAACGACAUCGAAACAAUAGCCACCAUCUUAGAACAAGUAUACGCCAACAACCUAAAAUUUCUAGUAGAUAAUCCUUAUUGGAACUACGGAAUCUGUCCUCCACUCAUGGAGAAUCUGGGAAUCGCAAAUAAAUACAUUGUAUCCCAGCUCAAAGGAGAGCCGCUUGUAACCCUAGACCUUCAUUUUCCUGAGUUCACAAACCUCCUUGCAAGCCUUCAAUAUGACAACAAAAUCCAGAGAGUCCUGUGCGAGCAGAAAAAAAAAGGAGAAAACAUGAGAUUCCUGCAGGCUUACAAAUUCGAUGACAAAAAGACGUUCAUCAAAAACGGACUUGUCCCUGUCGUCAUUGUCGGCAUCUUCUGUGCGGAAAUACCGGUUUCGGCAUCAUACGAAUAUGUACCCGUCGAUGCAAAUGCAAAACGAACAAUUAAGUUUGUCGAUAGAAACCAUAUAUUUCAUGAGUUCAACACAAACAUCACCCGCUUAGAGCAACAAAUAUCAUUCUCAAUGAAACAAUACCCUAUCUUCAAUGAGCUCACGCCCUACAAGGGACCACGGUUUUCCAUGAGGCCUAUAAUAUUUACAAACUUGAGUGAGUACGGCUGGCAACUUGUGCAGCUGACACAUAUUUUUCAAUUCCAGGACCCAAUUUUAAAGGCAUUGCCUAACUUGUUGAAACAAAUGUACAACUACUUGUCAAACCCAGUCAAACAAAAUGGGUCUCCACCACAUUCACCAGCACCAAAGAUUUUUGAGUCUCCAGAUCUAACACUGCUAAUGAGCGAGCUAACAGACCAUUACACAGUCCCCAAUAUGGAUUUGUAUUUGAAGCAAAAACCUUGGGGAAGACCUUCAUUGGUUAGUUUCAAUAUUAAUAGUGACACGCACAUUGAUGCCCAAUAUCUAACUCAGCUUAACCAGGGGGAUGAGUGUGCAAUCUGUUUGCUUGAAUACAAAGAAUGCGAAAUUUGUUUACACUUGAAUUGCGAACAUGUAUUCCACAAAAGUUGUAUUGAGCAAUGGAUCAAUAGCUCCAAUGAUAGCAGAUGCCCAUUGUGCCGUAGAAUAAAUAAAAGAUUUGGGUUGUAUUAAGACUAGCUAAAUAUUAUCGACAUUAAUCAUUAAGUUAUAUAAAGUUCUUUCGCUUAUA